GAAUUUUAAAUCUCAUUUCCUGCUUGCUGGCUUCCCAGAUGAGCUUCCCAGGUGGCUUCCCAGGUGAGCAUGGCUGGCUAUUGCACCAAACGCGCUCCCGCUUGGACCACCACUGAAUUGUUGGAUCUGAUCAGUAUAGUAUAUGGGGAGAGGAGUGUGUUCAGUCGCAGCUGCGAGUGACCUGUAGGAAUCAGGACACAAAUGGGCAAAAUUCUCGAGGCUUGUGCGAAAAGGGCUAUGAUCGGGACAUGCAGCAGUGCAGAGCGAAGAUAAAGGACCUGAGGCAGGCAUACAAUAAGGCGUGGGAUGAAAACCAUCGCUCUGGCGGUGUACCUAAGACCUGCCGCUUCUAUAAGGAGCUGAAUGCUAUCCUCAGUGGUGACCCCACCUCCACCGUCGAUAACCUCCUGGAUACUUUGGAAGCAGCAGAAAGAGGGGGUAACCUGGAGGCUGAAAUUUGGGAUGAAGAAGUCGAGCUAGAAGAGGAUGUGGAGCUCCCAGCGGGGUUGCCCGGUGGGUCAGGCAGACAGGAACUUUUCUCCACUCCAGAAGUGCUCAACGGGGAGCAGGAAGCAGAUGAGACGCUGGCACAGACCUUGAGGAACACACCACACACUCCUACCGACUGGCUUUGGCAGAUAAGGAAAAACCCUCGACACAGCAAAGAAGACGUGUUCCAGGAGGUGCUGCAGCAUGAAGAGAGACAGACCAGGGAAUGCAAGGAGUGCUGGGAAGCCGAAAGGCAUGACAGAAAAGAUAAUGCUGCAUUUGCUAGGCAAGUGGCAGAGUGGCUGCUAAGUUAUGGAGGAUCAGACAGAGAUGCUCAAGUCUUUGAUAUAGCUGCAGACUGAGCAGAUCCAUGGUCGACCUCCACUGCAGCCAACCCCACCCUCCUCAAUGCCCACACAUUCCUUUUCACUUUACAGCACUCCUGAGUUUCCCCAUCACUCCACCCCCUCUCACAGCU
Trachemys scripta elegans is the source of this 967-nucleotide messenger RNA. RefSeq lists its product as uncharacterized. NCBI's taxonomy places the organism in Eukaryota, Metazoa, Chordata, Testudines, Emydidae. The record is from RefSeq and is a predicted model, not a curated record. Bases 249 to 851 code for a protein of 200 amino acids. The transcript has 2 exons.